Molecule: messenger RNA, 2265 nt
Organism: Botrytis cinerea B05.10
Lineage: Eukaryota; Fungi; Ascomycota; Leotiomycetes; Helotiales; Sclerotiniaceae
Exons: 5
Coding region: 112-414 (100 amino acids)
Biological process (GO): regulation of DNA-templated transcription
Molecular function (GO): DNA-binding transcription factor activity, RNA polymerase II-specific; zinc ion binding
Source: RefSeq, a predicted model, not a curated record
GCGUUCCAGUGUCAUUUUCUGGUGUACGAACUUUACCCAUGAUUGGAGAUCAAUCGCAUUUUUUACAUCUAGUCUAGGACACCUAGCGCUUUCUUACUAGAAUGAUAUAUCAUGACCAUGGAAAAUGAAACGGGCAUGGAUUCGAAUAUGGAGACAAAUGGUGUAGAGGCGAGCUCGAGUUUGGAGAUAGGCGCACAUGAUAAUUCCAAUACCACGCCUAUGAAGCGUCAACGUCUCGGAAAAUCUCGUACGGCAAGUUCAUAUCCACGAAAGCGAGCUUUGAGGGCAUGCCAGAUCUGCAGAACUCGAAAGACCAAAUGUAAUAACGAAAAGCCUAUGUGUGGAUGUUGUCAAUCUUUAGGGGCUCAGUGUGUUUACGAUGAAGUAAAUGAUUUAUCCACAGAUCAGAUUUGAUCCUGCAAGUCAGAUAAUACUUGAGCGUCUUGAUCAAGUACUCCAAAAACUUGACGAGAAAGAAGUAGAAUCGGCUGGAACCAUACACCGGAUUUCUCAGACGUUGGAAAAUCUUCGAUCGGAACAAGUCUCGUUGACAACCACCGCACAAGAAUCUGUUACGCCUUCAUUGGCGUCUACAUGGCAAGCGCUUUCUACCAUGGGGGAAAAUGUCGAAUCGGAAAAGGAUCGUAAGCUUCAGCUGGAUGAGAAUAUGCUAACACCUUCUGCUCGGACUUCACCUGAUGCUGUCCUCGACUGGCCAGUAUUCGAAAGCUGUUAUGUGACAGGCUUUAUCACUAGGGAGUUGUUUGAUCAAAAUUUCAUUGAUGACUCCAGGACUGACAAAUCGGAACAUGAUAUUUCUCAGUCAUCAGCCUUCAUCAACGAGGAGGCCGUGCCUCAGCUUGUGGAAGUAUUUCUCACUCGUGUACACAUAAAAAGUCCAAUUCUAGAUCCGAAUAUUGCGAGAGAAUUUGGAUUUAAGAUUGCUCAUGAAGGUUUGCGAUGGGAUGCACCCUCCUGUUUAGUGUUAAUUAUGUGCGCUUUAGGCUGCAUUUCGCAGCCCUUUGGUGACUUGAACAGUUGCAACCCUUCAGACAGUUGGGUGAAAACCUCAAGGGCCGUUCUUGGAGGACGAGACUUGUCUCUUGGAACGGCUUAUUUUACAGCUGCUCGCAAAAGGAUUGGGCUACUGACACCCGGUGUAAUUGCAACGCAAUGUAUAUUCUUGUGCGGGGUAUAUGAAAUGUAUAUGAUACACCCGGUGAAGGCUUGGACUUUCUUCGCUAACGCCUCAUCCAACUUUUUCAUGUACCUCAAGUGUGAAGAAUCACACUUUAAAAAAGACACAUCAAUAACUAAGUCAUCAGACACCCAGCGUGUUGAGGCUAGUCUGUAUUGGUCCUGCUAUAAGUCUAUGUGUGAGUUGCGAACAGAGGUACCCUUAUCUCCAUCGUUACUAUCUCAAAUUGAUUAUGCACAUCCCUUACCUGAACCACCGACAAACUUUCCAUCAGGUACGAGCUCCAACACAUCUAAAACAACUUUUGCCAAAUCAUCUAUAGUAAGCGACCCACAACGAGAAGAAUCGGAACUUGCUUUCGAAACACUGCAGGAAAAAGCUUGGUUUUUUUAUUUAUCAGACAUUAUAAUUAGUAGACUUGGGACUCGAGUUCUUCUUAAUUUGUACGAUAAUGAUUUUCGAAGCUGGAACGCGCACAACCUCCUCUAUAUGAUCAAGGCUGCAGAUGAAUUCGAAAGACAAUUGAAUGAGUGGCGUAUAAGUCUUCCAGAUCAAAUUCAAUUUAACGAUGGUAUAAAGACCAAUCAUGAGCUACAAUUCACAAUGCAAGCUCGUGUAAUGGAGGUAGAAACAUGGCUCUAUCGACCAUUUUUAUAUUAUAUGAUACACCAGUCAUCGGAAGAAAUCCCGGAGCGAGUGCGGCAGCUUGCUCAAAAAUCAAUCGACAGCAGCAUUCACUGGAUUCUACACAGACAUGUCAGGCAUAGACAUCAUGGAAGUUGGUUUGUUGGAAGACUGAUUUUAUCUUCGGCAAUAUCCAUACUUGCCGCGGUCAAGGCAAAAAUGCGGCUGGAUUCACUGGAUGAUUGGAAAGAGAUUAUGCAAGAAGCGAUAAGUGUGAUGGAUUUCUGGGCGGAUGAAUCACCAGAUUUUGCCGUGGGCUCUGUGGUUCUGCAAAAGCUUUCACAGCUUGUAGAUAUUUCAAAUGACUAAUGAUUUUGUUGAUGCCGUCAAAGGGGCAGUACAUGUUCACAGUGUCACAAGCAGGAACAAGCGAUCAAUUCUUA